This is a messenger RNA of Pteropus alecto (black flying fox), 3706 nucleotides long. RefSeq names its product ADCYAP receptor type I (gene ADCYAP1R1). Gene Ontology annotation, biological process: adenylate cyclase-modulating G protein-coupled receptor signaling pathway; cell surface receptor signaling pathway. Gene Ontology annotation, molecular function: G protein-coupled peptide receptor activity; vasoactive intestinal polypeptide receptor activity; peptide hormone binding. NCBI's taxonomy places the organism in Eukaryota, Metazoa, Chordata, Mammalia, Chiroptera, Pteropodidae. The transcript has 18 exons. Gene Ontology annotation, cellular component: plasma membrane; neuron projection. The record is from RefSeq and is a predicted model, not a curated record. The coding region runs from base 131 to 1705 and encodes 524 amino acids.
CCCGCAGCCUGCAGCCCCGCGACGAGGCCCCGCCGGGAGCAGCCCCUAGACACCUUGGGGCUGACCAGCGGCUGCUCCGAGUCAGAGACAGGAAGUGCUGGCUUGAGCCUCCUUCUGGGUGAGAAGCAUCAUGGCCAGCAUCGUGCGGGCCUCCCUGGCUGCUCUCCUCCUGCUGCCUAUGACCACCGCCAUGCACUCGGACUGCAUCUUCAGGAAGGAGGAAGCCAUGUGUCUGGAGAAGAUCCAGAGGGCGAACGACCUGAUGGGCUUGAAUGACUCCUCCCCAGGCUGCCCCGGGAUGUGGGACAACAUCACGUGCUGGAAGCCCGCCCACGUGGGCGAGAUGGUCCUGGUCAGCUGCCCCGAACUCUUCCAAAUCCUCAAUCCAGACCAAGCCUGGGAGACAGAAACCAAUGGGGAGCCUGGUUUCGUGGACAGUAACUCCUUAGACCUCUCAGACAUGCGGGUGGUGAGCCGGAACUGCACGGAGGACGGCUGGUCCGAGCCAUUCCCUCAUUAUUUCGAUGCUUGUGGGUUUGAUGACUAUGAAUCUGAGACUGGGGACCAGGAUUAUUACUACCUGUCGGUGAAGUCCCUGUACACGGUUGGCUACAGCACGUCCCUCGUCACCCUCACCACGGCCAUGGUCAUCUUGUGUCGCUUCCGGAAGCUGCAUUGCACCCGAAACUUCAUCCACAUGAACCUGUUUGCGUCGUUCAUGCUGAGAGCCAUCGCCGUCUUCAUCAAAGACUGGAUCCUCUACGCGGAGCAGAGCAGCAACCACUGCUUCAUCUCCACCGUGGAAUGCAAGGCCACAAUGGUUUUCUUCCACUACUGCGUCGUGUCCAACUACUUCUGGCUGUUCAUCGAGGGCCUGUACCUCUUCACCCUGCUGGUGGAGACCUUCUUCCCUGAGAGGAGAUACUUCUACUGGUACAUCAUUAUUGGCUGGGGGACCCCAACAGUGUGUGUGUUUGUGUGGGCCAUGCUGAGGCUCUACUUCGAUAACACAGGCUGUUGGGAUAUGAAUGACAACACGGCUCUGUGGUGGGUGAUCAAAGGCCCCGUGGUUGGUUCCAUAAUGGUGAACUUUGGGCUCUUCGUGGGCAUUAUCAUCAUCCUCGUGCAGAAACUUCAGUCUCCGGACACAGGAGGCAACGAGUCCAGCGUCUACUUAACAAAUUUAAGCCCGGGAGUCCCCAAGAAAGCCCGAGAGGACCCCCUGCCUGUGCCCUCAGACCAGCAUUCACUCCCUUUCCUCAGCUGCGUGCAGAAAUGCUACUGCAAGCCACAGCGGGCUCAGCAGCACUCUUGCAAGAUGUCAGAGCUGUCCACCAUUACUCUACGGCUGGCCCGGUCCACCCUGCUGCUCAUCCCGCUGUUCGGGAUCCACUACACCGUGUUCGCCUUCUCCCCGGAGAACGUCAGCAAGAGAGAGAGGCUUGUGUUUGAGCUGGGGCUGGGCUCCUUUCAGGGCUUUGUGGUGGCCGUUCUCUACUGUUUUCUGAAUGGGGAGGUGCAGGCCGAGAUCAAGCGUAAGUGGCGGAGCUGGAAGGUGAACCGCUAUUUCGCCGUGGACUUCAAGCACCGGCACCCGUCCCUGGCCAGCAGCGGGGUGAAUGGGGGCACCCAGCUCUCCAUCCUGAGCAAGAGCAGCUCCCAGAUUCGCAUGUCUGGCCUCCCGGCCGACAACCUGGCCACCUGAGCCCCUCCCCGCCUCUCCUCCUCACACAGGCAGGGCUGCCCGGGCGCCGGCCACACGUGUCGCGCUCUCCUCUCCCUUCUGGCCGGCCCUGGGCGGGAAGCAGGGCUCCCUGAGGGGAGAGAAGGAUGCAGGGCCCCGAUGGGUAUUUCCCCUCCCUGUUAUCGUACUGGUCCCGCCCACCGUGGACCCCCGGGCCCUGGUCCCAGACAUGUAAAUACUACUCAAAUGUGGAAAAGUUGUCCCAUCCCCGACCCCUUUGCCUCCCCUCAAGCAGAUCCCCAGCUCCGCUCCACCUCGUCUGCACCAGCCUCAGUGAUCUGACCCUAUGCGUGAGGCCUUGUGGGUGAAGCUGAUGACCUUGCUUUGGGGGAUUGGGUGGGGCCUGCCUGACAGCCUCCCGCAGUGUCUGGCCCUCACUGUGGACUCAUUCUGUCUGCUCGCCACCCUGGGGCCCUUGUCAGGCUGGCCCAGUCCCCGAGGCUGGCCAGAGGUCCAGCUUGGAUGGCCAGAGUGUCCUUCAGCGCAGGCCGGACGUGAAGCUCCCUCAUGUUCACCCAGCAUCGUGGUGUCCGGGUGCCCAGCCUCUGCAUUUCAGGGCAAUGGGACAGCUCCAGGGCUGUUCCAAUCAGAGACUUCAGUUUGGGUGUAGGGCUAAACGUCAGAGAAAGUUCUGGUGCUUUUCAUUUGGUCCAAGGAAAAUUGCUGAGAGCCAGAAAUGCGGACGUGACUGGAAAGGAGAUGGAAGAGUCUGGGGGAACCCAUGGAAGAAGACUUUCGCCAUCUCCAUUAUUUUCCCCCCGACGCCAGGGGGUCAGGGCUUCAUCUCAGAGCCUCCCUUCUCCCCCGCCACCCCAAGCAUCAGCUGUAGAAGGUGAGGGAUGGUGCCUCCGAGAAACCAUGCCCCCGCCAUGAGCGCCCCGUCCACAUUUCCCCUCAAGUCAAAGCCAUGACUAGGAUGAACCGGACGCCUUCCUGUGAUGUUGGUGAAUUCUGAAGCACUUUUCCCCUCCCAGUGCCCAAGUCCAAGGCCCAGGGUCCCUGCCACCCCCCUCCCACCUCCAUAGACGAUGAGCUCCAGCCACCAGCUCCUCGGGCUUGGACUCUGAGACCUCUGCAAAGACUUCUCUCCACGUGCUCUUGUCAUCAAAUCACCGAGGAGGACGCUUGGGUGUCCUGGAUGUUGAGAGGGGAAGCCACGCCCACCAUGGCUGUUAGCGGAAGCUGCUGAAGGAAGGAGUUGGGUACCCCACACCUGUCCCAGCUCCCCACAGCCUAAGCAUUUAAAAUGGGUCAGAACUAGGUUCAGGGAGGUGGAGGGCCGUGGCCUGCGUGUGGGGCCGGCUCCACUCCAUGUCAGCGUUGGGUGUCCCUGUCAUGUGUGUGUGGACUUGUUUCCUGAUUGUGCUCUGGAAUGCUUGGCGAGUCUGGGUGUCGGGGGGAUGCUGCUCUGCCUGGUUUUAGAAAGAGGAAGGGACCUGGGGGGCCUGAGGAACUGUUCGCUUCGAAGUGACUGAAUAAGGGCUGAGCUGCUUGGUUGAGGGAUGAGUCCUGUGUCUUUGGCUAGUUGAGCACUGUGGACCCUGGAUCCUUGGCAAAGCGGGAGGGAGAAAGGGAGCUACCUGCCAUUUCGUGGGUACAUGUGGAGACUCAGGCUGGUCGUGGGGUGUACAGCGGCCCUUCCCUCCUGCACACACCUUGGGAUCCCCCUCUCUCUGCUCUGGGGCACAAGUGUGUUACCCUCGUGGGUGUCCACUGGCCACCUCACACUUUGGGCCUUGAUGAGGGGCUUCAGAUAAUUGGAAAGAGCCAUAAGCUGGGAUUCACAGACACAGGAUUUGUCCCUGUCAAGCUAAGACCACUGAGACUGGACAGAGCACCCCUGGCUGGGCCUCAGUUUCCCCCUUUUUGAGAUGAGGUGACUUCUAAUGCUUCUCCGGGCUCUGGACUCCAGCAGUAAUUCUCCAGUUCAAACCUAAGGCAGGUAAAAGGGCAUAUAUCAUU